AAGCUCAAGAUCUUCCAGUUGGAAAUAAGUUUAGCUCCCUGAAGCACGUGUUAAGUUUCGUCUAAUUAAAUGUGUCGUUUAGUUUGUAUAUUAAUAUUCUUGUGGCUCCUAUGGAAGCAUGGGCAUGCCUUCGAGGUGCUCUUCGGGGAGAGCUAUCCUGCCUAUCGCAUCGGCUCAGACCUGGACACAGAGUCGCAGCGUCUGCACAAACGCGACAUGCAACAGUUUUUCGACAAAGCUGCCUAUAGCUUCAAUGGUCUGGAGCGUGUUGCCUCUGUGCCCGUGCCCUUUCCCCUGGACAUAUGCAUGUUGCAGUUGCCUAGCGUAAAGUAUGCCGUGACGUUGCAUAAGGAUGCGGCAGGUGUGCGCCAGUUCGCUGUCUACGUGUGGCAAGCAGAGCAACAGGACUAUGCGCUAUGGCUGCAGCAGCCGGCGCCCAAGGCCGUGGCCCUGGACUGCCUGGCGUAUGCGGGGCUGGGCUAUGUGGCGGUCAGCUAUAAUCACAGUGAGCCCGUGCUGCAGGCGCGUGAUGGCUCACCCAUCUAUGAACUGUCGCCGGAACGUGUGAUUCGCACGGUGCAAUACUUUGCCGGACUGCAUUUACGUGGCAUGUACCUGAGGAUUAGCAGUCAGGAGCUGACGCUGCUGCAGGCCUACGAUGAGGGCGGGCAGAAGCAGCAACAGAACUGUCCCUACUUCAAGUGGACGAGUGGAACAUUCCAGCGCUUGGGAGCCAUUCCCUGCAGCAACGCCCGUCGCCUGGAGGCCUUUGGCAUUGACUACGCAGACUACGUGGCGGUGGCCAACUACGCCAGUCCAGAUGGCCGCACCGCUACCCAUUCGGAGAUCUACAAGUAUGAGGCAACAACGCGUCGCUUUCAGCUGUUCCAGCGCUUGCGCACCAAUGGAGCAGUCGAUGUGAAGUACUUCAGUCUGCCCGUCAAUGAGGUCAGCCGUCGCCACUUUCUUAUAGUGGGCAAUACGGUGGGCGUCGCAGGCGGGGCAGGAGGCGUCACAGGCAGCGCCGGCGAAGCAGAUACGGUCAUCUAUGUGUAUGAUAAGGGACAAUUUGUGCCCUAUCAGCGUUUGAGCUUCUAUGGACUGGAACGCUUCUUGCCCGUGACGCACACGGUCUCAGAGAAGUUUCUGCUGUUCGUGGCCUGCAGCAAGCAGGACGUGAAAAUUUACAAUCUCAACGAUUGGAAAUUCGAGGAGUCAACUGUGCAGUUCACCGAAGGAGCCUUCAGUAGAGGCGUGGCACGCCUGCGCAGCUACGAGGAGAACGAACAGAGCUACUUGGUUAUCGCCAAUGAGAACAUGGCUGCCAACGAGACCAACAUAUUCCAACCGCUCUACAAACAGGACGAGCAUGCGAAUGUCCUGCGCCAGCAGAUUAUUGAAUGGGCUCGCGAGCAAACAACAAGAAUGGAUGCAGCUCAUCUGGAGCACUUAGUAUUGGACCUAAAGCAUAAACUCAGCGAACGCGGAAAGCAGCUGCAGAAAAUGCACAUUAAGCGCGUGAACACUAAAUCGUUUGUCGAUGUGCAGCAGAAGCUAACUACAAACUACUGGGAUGCGCUGCGCUAUGCGAAACGUGCUUUGGAUAUUAUCGAACUGGAUGCAGCUCGGGCUCAGCAUCAUCCUGUCAAGCGGGAUGGAGUGCAGCAGCCCAACGAGCAGCACGAAUUCGACGAGUUGACAGUGGGCACGUUGGUGGUGCACGAGACAUUGCAGGCGGCGCGGGUCAAUGGAGUGGACAGACAGAAGCCUGUCUACGAGUCGGUCAAGGCCGGCAAGGUGUAUGUGAGCGAGGAGUACAAGGAAGCGGCCAAGGAUCUGCCAGCAGCUGAGCUGCAGCAACUGACCUUGCAGCAGCUGCAGCUGUCAGGCAAGCUGAACGGUCACAACUGGACGCAGCUGCAGGAGCAAACACUCAAGCGGCGCGGACAGGAAGUCCAAUUCGUCAAAGCAGCUGCUGACAUAAGCAAUCUGAGGGCCGAAGCAGUGAGAGUGAACAGCAAUGAGAUCAACGAUCGACCACUCGGUCAGCUGGUGGCCAUCGAUGGUGGCGACUACGUCGUCCAGCAGGACGUACAAUUCGCGCAUCCCAUCGAGGUGAACCGCCUGACCAUCAAUCAGCGUCUCAAUCACAUACACGUGGAUCGCCAGCGCUUCGACGUGCUGCUCCAUGAGGCGAAUCACACCCAGGUGAUUGAGGGCACCAAGCGCUUCGAAAAUAUACGUGUGCUGGAGCCGAUUACGAUUUCGGGUCAAUUGCUGGGCGCAGAGCUGAAUGCCAUGUCGCCCAUGAAGGUAACGCAUCAGGCGCUCGAGCUGCAGGGCGACUAUGUGAUCGAUGGCGAUGUCACAAUCGGACGCUUGCUGCAAGUCCAGGACUUGCGUGAUGCAGUCGCACAGAGAUCAGCAGUUGGCAUACUGCAGCAGGCACUACGCGUGGAUCAGGCUUUAGAGAAUGUGAAUCUGCGCUUUGAGCUGCCGCUGAGUGCCAAUGAUACGCAGCUGAGCUUCAUCAAUGCACAGGAUGUGCAGGAGCUGGUGCAGCUGAACGUGGACCAAGUGCAGGUGAUUGAGGCCACCAAAUGGCUGCCCCAAAGUCUUACCAUACGCGAUGGCUUCGGCGAGGUCAACCUGCUCAAUGGCAUCAAUGUGGAGCAGCUGGCAGAGCAGUUGCUACUGAAGAGCAGCAACCAAAGCUUCAAGUACCCAAUGCAGCUGGCGGGCCUGGAUGCAGCUCAGUUGAAUGCCAGCAAGCUGCUGUUGAACGGACUGGAGCUGCAUUCGUAUAUGCAACACAGCGGCGAGCAGCGCUCCAAUGGCAGCUUGUAUAUAGAUCAGCUGCAGCUUGAGCAGCUCAGCGUCGCGCAGCUGCACAUGCAUGGCACCAUCUUUGGGCACACUCUCGAGGAGCUCUACAAGCAGGGCUCACAGCGCCCGCACAGCUGGCAGCUGCCGGAGCACUUCAAUGGCACGAUCGAGGCCCGCAACGUCUGGCUCAAGGGGCACAUUAACAAUGCCACAGUGGCCGAGGUGGAACAGCAGCUGCAGCAGCUAGCGGGCAAUAUCAAAUACGUGGGCGACUUCACCUUUCGCCAUGCGGUCAACGUAAGUGGUCUCACCUUUGGAGACACCUUGAACGGCAUCGCGGCUCAACGAUUCGGCAACUGCUGGCUAGAGAGCAGCGGCCAGCAGCUGUUCACAGCACCCCAAACACUUGCGUCUGUGGCCAGCGAUAGGGACGUGCAGUUGCAGGGUCGCCUCAACAACUACACGCUGGAGCAACUGGUCAAAGGGAGCUACAGGCUGAAUGGCACGGAGCGCUUGCCCGCGGCUAAGUUUGUGAAUCCGAUUGUGCUGCAACAGUCGCUGAGCGUGGGUCGACUGAAUGGAUUGCGCGUGCCAGAGGAUAUGUUGUAUGCGCAAGGAGGCGGGAUGCUGCGGGCACCACUCAAGGUCAAAGGUCAUGUGGUGAUUGUAUCCCCGCAUCAACAAUGUAAUAUGAGCAGCAUGAAUGGCUAUCAGCUGAAUGCACUCAAGCAUUAUCUCAGAGGUGGGGAAAAUGCGGAGCUGGACACGCUGCACGUGGAGCAGGCACAGUUUGAAGUGCCACCAAGCUAUGAGAAACUAAAUGGACGCAAACUGCAGCAGCUGCUCGAUGAGCUUUGGCUAGAUAAUGAGUUUGUAGAGCUGCAAGCUGCGCAACUGUCCAAUGCCACCUUUAAUGGACUGCUGGCGUUUGAGGGCAAACUAAACGGUUUGGAUGUGGAGCAUAUCGAACGCAACUACUUUAGCCGAACGCGCAGUCAGCGUCUUAAUGUGCCGUUUAAUUUCGAGCAUGACGUCACUUUUGCACAGACGCUGGCUGCCAAACAAGUACAGCUACGUGUCAAAGAUGGCGCACUUGUUGAGGGCAUUGGCAACGUCUCACUAAAUUUCGAGGAUUUCGUGGCAAAUUCAUUAAAAACUAAUGGUCCACACACCAUAACAGCACAAUGGCGUUUACCUGCGGCUUUAGUUGUGGGGGACUUAAAUAAUGUGCGUGUUAAUCAAUUAAAUUUAGUCGAUGACGUACUGCGAAAUGAUAGCCAAGGCGUAACCUUAAUAUAUGCGCCUAAAACAGCUAAAACUGCCACAAUUAAACGCCUCUUUGCAACGCCCUCUAGCACAGUAGCAAAUGUUCCGAUUGCCCAGUGGAUCAACAAUACGGUUUACAUUUAUGGCAAUCACAGCAUUGCGGGCAUCACAAUCAUAGAAACCCUUAAUCUCUACAACGACCUGCGAGUGAAGGGUCCUGUGAAUGGCUUCCACUGGCAAGCGGAUCAAUUGCUUCUCUGUGAUCAAAAGCAGUAUAUAGCCGGCUCGCUGCUGGUGAAGAAUGCGCUGCCGGAACAGCAGCGCAUACUGAGUAGCAACAUCGAGGAGCUCUGGGUGGAUAGCAUCAAUGGACUCGGUGUGAAUGAACUGUUGGUUAAUAAGGCGCACAAUCGUCCAAAUUUACAUGUAGCCAGUCAGUUGAUAUUCACACAGCCAUUGACCGUGGCCAACUAUGAGUUGGGGGAUGUGUCAGCUGGAAGCAAUAAGUGGAAACGGGGAGUAGAUGCCCUGGACAACUGGCAGCAUCUAAAUGAACAAGUGGCUGCAGUGCAGCAGCGUCUCACAUCUCCUUCUUUUGUGCUGGAUAGAUUUUCUCUGCUGCAACAGUUGCCGCUAAAUGUAAGCCGACUAACUCUGAUGCAGGAGCCCAGCACCAAGACGGAAGUGCUGGCCAUUUGGCAUAAGCAACAGGAUCUCGAACAAUUCGCUGCCUAUGCAUGGCAGCCGCAGAAGCAGCAAUUUAUAUACAAUUCAAGCCUAGAAAAGCUCCACCUACCCUAUGAGAAAUUUACCAAGCCUGAAGUCGAUCACUUUACAGCUGUCAAAUGCAACGCCUCGUUCAUAAGCCCCUUGCGUCUGCAAUCCCUAGACUGUUUAGCAGUACAAAAAGAGCUGUUGUCACUCGACAUCUACUGCAUGGCCAACGAUAGUAUCGAUAGCACCAUCACUAGGCAUGCCUCGAUAUCAACUGGACAGGUAAAACAGUUGAUAGAUCCAACUGCUGACAAAAAUGCAUAUGUUCUGGCCUUGCUUGUCGCCAACUCUGUGGAGUUCUGGCAAUGGACUGUGGAUAGCAAGUACAAGUUGCAGCAGCGACUGCUCCUGAUGCAGGCUGAGCAAAUGGCGCUGGCGGAACAUGAGAAUCGUAGCUACCUGGCUGUCUUAACUGCAGCCCCAGCGGCCGCCAUUUACAUAUACAGUAAGGAGAGUAUUGAUGUGGACUACCAGCUGGCGCAAAUCUUUGACUUAGAGGAGGCAGUACUGCCGCGUCAGCUGCUUUUAAUGCAUCUGCACAAGUCCAAGGAUCUGCUGCUGUGCUUAACCAAUGCUUCUCCCACUCAAACCCUGCGAAUCUAUCAGCAUCAAGGCGUGGCGGGCUUUCAGCAUCUACUAGGCGAUAGUACGCUGCCCGCCUCACAGUCUUUGCAAACUUUGGAGUUAUCAGAAACACAGCUUUUGGCUUUAGCUAAUGGCGAGGGCAUCUUUUUGGUUGGACCACUAUUCUCUAGGCUCUAGUCUGAAACAAAAUUAAUUAUGCUUAGCAUUUAUAUGUAAAAUAUAAUUACCGUUUACUGUUGUUUAUUGUAUUACCAUGAGAGAUGGAUUUGUUAACAUAUUAUUAAAUAAAAUAUUUGUUGUAUUCUUUUAAAUCCAUCAUGCAGAUUGAACGUGCCUGCAUACAUAUAAGAUAAUGGGAUCUCAAAGGGGAAAUUUUGGCUUGUGGAAUUGUCGAUAUUUAUUCAGCGAAUAUAUAAACUAUUUUGGCUGGUAGACGUAUAAUGUAUGCCUGUGCCGGCCUUAAAAGAUUGAAAACCUAUAAUCCGGUGCCGUUGCCAAUUUUGUUGUUUAAAUUACUGCAGAUAGUUGAAGUAAGAAAUUCACUUCAACAUUCAGUAUACUCUUUUUAAGAAUGCAUGACUAUCUUUCUAGUUGACUCAACAUUAAAAUUAACUCAACUGAACGGUAAAAAAUUCGUUUGAUUUCUUUUCGCUUAUUUUCAAAUAAAAAAUUCUAUUCGAUUCAUAUUUAAAAUUCUCUUUCAUCUACUGCAACUGCCAACCACCCACUAGAUAACGCCAACGUCGUCCUCACAGCUUGCCUCACGGUGUUGGCUCCUCACUGCACACAAUUUUAAGACACAAAUG
Messenger RNA from Drosophila hydei, 6257 nucleotides. RefSeq lists its product as uncharacterized. The coding region runs from base 70 to 5628 and encodes 1852 amino acids. Gene Ontology annotation, biological process: signal transduction. NCBI's taxonomy places the organism in Eukaryota, Metazoa, Arthropoda, Insecta, Diptera, Drosophilidae. The record is from RefSeq and is a predicted model, not a curated record. The transcript has 13 exons.